CUGCCGAAACUUCUGCAUAUGAAACGGCAUUAUGGCCAGUAAGCAGCGGCCGAAGCAAUACCGACGUUACCUGGCACCUUUAUCCGAAGAGAGCGUGCCGCGGUCGACGCGUGCUCGGUGGCAUCAGACCGAAAAGGUAGGCUUUUAUAGUCGGUGAACCGUAAGAUUUUAUUGACGAAAUCUUUUUGUUGUCAGAUUCUUGCUGAAGGCGCCCCGCGACCUUUGGAGCAGAAGUCAGCUGCGCAGUCUCACAAUCGUGGAGAUGGUCCGCCAUGUUCUGGACAAGGGAUUGAAGCUUGUUUGACCACUGGCCACCUAAGUGAGACAGACUGCAGUGGGCCAACUUCUCGACAGAGUGAGAUUUCUUUGGCUGAAAUGUCACCGGUGUUGCUCUCGGGUGAAAUUCCGCAAACUGAAAGUAUGUGUGAGGAGGCCGAGUCUCCGUGCAGCGCAGACAGCCUUUCGAGCUUCUCAGUUAGCUCUCCGGGGAGCUCAGAGUGCGAAGAGAAGGACAUUCAGAGCGAAGGAGAGCAGCCUGGCUCUCCUACUGAACAUGUUUCUGAUGCACCAUCAGCAUUCAGCGUCAAGGGUUUUGACUUGACUACUCAAAUUUGCAAAUGUACAACAACGACCGUAGCGGAAGUGCUUGUUCUUCUGCUGUCAUUUCUUGCAAAGCACCGGCCUACUGUGUCAGCCUUGGUUGACAUCCUGCAGCUCUUCAAUGUCGUGUUCCAGAAGGACAUCCUGCCUAGUACAAAGUACCUGUUCAACAAAGCAUUUUCCAGUCCCUCCCUCAUGAUGCAGUAUCACAUGUACUGUGAGUAUUGUCUAGGAUAUGUUGGCAUCCGAGAGCAGCUACGUUUGCAACAGUCAACAUGUCCACAUUGCCACCAGAAAUUUUCAGUGACAACUUCACCCUACUUUCUCAUGUUACCCCUUGCACCACAACUAAAGUUCAUGUUGGAAAAUCAACCAGGGUUGGUCCAGGAACUUCAAUACAGGAAUGAAAAGAAACACAAAAAUAUAUCCUGUCUUGAAGACAUCUUUGAUGGCACUCUGUAUCAGGAACUUUCCAAACCUGGUGGCCUCUUGUCUUUCUGUAACAAUUUUUCAUUUUCUUUUAACACUGAUGGAGCUCCAGUGUUCAAAUCUUCCCGUGCCUCUGUGUGGCCUAUUCAUAUCAUGCUAAAUGAACUACCACCAGUGUCCAGGGAAAAGAAUUUGCUGCUGGCAGGCUUGUGGUAUGGUAAGGGGGAACCAAACAUGGAUAUGUUUCUGAAGUCGUUUGUCGAUGAUGCAAAGCAUCUGGCUACAAUAGGAGUUACAUGGAAGCAUGUUGAUGGUACCCUUAUUAAUAGUAAAUUCGUUGCAACCUGUUGCUGCGUAGACAGCGUUGCUCGUCCUGCGAUGCAAAAGUUAAUGCAGUUCAAUGGCUAUUAUUCUUGUGGGUGGUGUUACCACCCUGGUGAGAACGUAGGUAAUGUUGUCAAGUACCCUGUAGGCCCAGAAUGCUACCCCGACAGGACUAAUGAGACAAUGGAAAAGGAAAUGGAACAAGCAUUUGUAACGAAGACAACCAUUUUUGGUGUCAAGGGCCCGUCUGCAUUGAUAAACAUGCCAAAGUUUGGGAUAGUAUCUGGGUUCGUACCAGACUACAUGCAUGCUGUCCUUCUUGGGGUGGUACGGCAACUAGCAGAGCUAUGGUUCUCGUCUGUUGGUGAAAAGUUUUAUAUUGGAGAGCCCUCGACUGUAGCUAAAAUUAACAAGAGAUUAGAAAGGAUGUUUCCCCCCAAAACUGUUUCUCGACUGCCAAGGCCCAUUUCUGAGCGACGGUUCUGGAAGGCGUCGGAGUGGAAAUGCUGGUUGUUGUACUAUGCUUUUCCUUGCCUGGAUGGCAUUCUUCCAAGAAAAUAUCUUAAACAUUUUGCUUUGCUUUCACAGAGUGUGUAUGCUCUGCUCAAGGACUCUGUGACGCAUACAGAUGUGAAUAAUGCCGACCUUAUGUUGACCGAGUUUGUUUGUGGGAUGCAAGAGUUGUACACGAAAACGUCAAUGACAUAUAACGUCCAUCUUCUCACUCAUCUGCCGAAAAGCGUAAAAGAGUGGGGCCCGUUAUGGGCCCAUUCUGCUUUUGCAUAUGAAUCUGCAAACGGCUUUCUUUUAAAAUUAGCAAAAGGGACACGAAAAGUACCUCUGCAAAUAGCCAAGAGUUAUCUUUUGUACCGCUCUGUGUACUACUUCGUUAAAUGCUACAUCAGGCAACAAACAGUGCAAGAGUUUUGUGAGGGCUUGCUUGGGUCAAAGCGCUUAGUGCAUACAAAUGAGGUGGAGAAAUGCCACCUUAUUGGCAAAGGCUUAAAACAUGCAAGUAGCCACAAUUUUUUUGGUAGCUCUGUUGUUUUACCUGGCAGUGUCUGUACUGUGUAUAAAAGGGUGAUUGCAGGAGGUGAGUUGUUGCACUCUAAAGAAUAUGGUAAAUGCAAGCGUCGCAAUAAUUCCUUUGUACAAUUGAAAAACGGGUUGUGUGGAGAAAUAUUGAAAAUCUGUGUAUACAAGGAAAAUGGUGUUUACCGUUGUGUGCUACUUCUUGAAGAGUAUGUCUCGUCAAGAACGCUUCAUGUGACCCAUGUAAAUGAGUAUUAUUCUAAGCAGAAUGUGAGGAUUGUCUCAGCAGACAAUGUCUUGUCAAAAUUUGUUGUCAUGCGGUCAGGCAACAGGUUAUUUGCCAGCCUUUUGCCCAACUAUUAUGAAAAGGAGUAACCAUCAUGUCAUGUUAGUAGGUAUGUUUGAUUUGCCUACACCACCUGCACUGGUACUCUCAGUGUAUGUACAUCACUGUAUCCUACUUGUUGGUGCAGACUAUCUUGAGGACUCUUUAGGGGCUUGUUGUGUUUGGUCUCCAGGAUCGAAAUAUUGUAACAAAAGGACGAGGACAGAACCACUUGUGGUGUCUGUCCUUGUUCCAUUAUGUGAAAUGCCUUUAAUCCUGGACAAUGCAUACCGUAAUUACAUUGCCCUGCACUGUACACUUUCUGCACCAUGCAGGUGGGUGCAGCUAAAUCAAGCAUACCUACUGACAUUAGCAGGGUGUCUACCAACCUAAAAAAGCUAUAAUUGCAAAGGAACUUUUGAGCUUCUGAAAAAGUCAGGGAAAUCAUGAAAAACUUAGCUAAAUCUGAGAAAAUGAUCACUGACUUAACAGAGCCAUCUAUGUAGCAUUUUGUUUAGAGGGAAACAGCCAUAUGGUUUUGGCGUCAGCCUUUCUUGGCAUGUGCGUCCCUCCUGCCGCACGGAACUACAAGUGUAGCUAGUUCUGAAGUUUCACAUGUAAAAGAAAACCUAGAAAAGUCUGCGAAUUUGACAUGUAAUAGUUUGGUAGACACCAUGAUUAAGCAAUAAUGUAGGGAUAAUUGCUCUUUGGGAGAAGUCUGUUUUCAUAAAGAUGAAGGUGACUAGGGCUGUAUUAAACAAGAACACGUACAAUGGGUUACUGUAUGCAAAAUGCUUUACUUUUGUACUGUGAAAGGUUGCAGCUUCCAGUUAAAAUAAAGCAUUGUAUUUGAAAGAGCA
This is a messenger RNA of Ixodes scapularis (black-legged tick), 3570 nucleotides long. RefSeq lists its product as uncharacterized. The transcript has 2 exons. The record is from RefSeq and is a predicted model, not a curated record. Bases 376 to 2760 code for a protein of 794 amino acids. Lineage: Eukaryota; Metazoa; Arthropoda; Arachnida; Ixodida; Ixodidae.